AUGGGGUACUGUUGGCGGGACCAUAUGUCAAAGCAACGGUUACACCGUAAAAUCGUCCCAUAUGUGGAGCUGAGCGUCGUGCACGCGUCCGUGCUAUCCCUGCUCGUCAUCUCCCUGGAGCGGUAUCACGUGAUAUGCCAGCCGCUGCAGGCCGGGCACCGCUGCACGCGCGCCAAGGCCACCGCUACGAUCGCAGUCAUCUGGACGGUCGCCUUCCUCUCUGCCGGACCCAUGUUGAGGAUCGUUCAGUAUGACUAUGUCAAGUAUUACGACGGCUCUACUAGACCGAAUUGCAUUACUCCCAUUGAGACACUGUGGAACAAGGCAUACAUCAUAGCAUCGUCUGUACUCUUCUUCUUCGUGCCGUUGCUGAUUUUGGUGGGCCUGUACAGCGUGAUCGCCCGACAGUUGCUCAUCGACACCUACGAACUCACUCACAAAAAAGAAAAUCCCCAGAUGAGGGCUCGACGGCAGGUGGUCAUCAUGCUGGCAACGGUUGUGGUGUUUUUCUUCCUGUGCUUGAUGCCGAUGCGUGUUCUCUACCUGUGGAUCAUAGCUGUGCCCCUUGAUACCAUCACCUGGCUCGGUAUCGAAGGUUACUACAACCUACUGUAUUUCUGUCGGGUCAUGCAUUACCUGAAUUCUUCCAUCAAUCCGAUUCUUUACAACAUGACGUCAACCAAGUUCCGCACGGCGUUCAUGAGAGUUUUCUAUAAGCGACGAUUGCAACGCCAUGACACCUAUAGCAACACUUCAUACAACAACCAUACCGUCAUUAACAAUUUGCGCUUGCACUACGGCACGAACUGUUCAAUGGUGUACAAAACAAUGUACUCGAAGACUGUUGUAAGUCAUAAGUACAGCUACACCUCAACCGGAUCUGCCUCCACUCAGGUCACCCGACACGCAAGCCUAGUCUCGGCUAGCAGUCUACGUCCAUCUGCGAAGGACUCCCUCGUCUAG
Messenger RNA from Penaeus vannamei (Pacific white shrimp), 963 nucleotides. NCBI's taxonomy places the organism in Eukaryota, Metazoa, Arthropoda, Malacostraca, Decapoda, Penaeidae. The record is from RefSeq and is a predicted model, not a curated record.